Molecule: messenger RNA, 4263 nt
Organism: Talpa occidentalis (Iberian mole)
Lineage: Eukaryota; Metazoa; Chordata; Mammalia; Eulipotyphla; Talpidae
Gene: HDLBP
Product: high density lipoprotein binding protein
Cellular component (GO): nucleus; cytoplasm
Molecular function (GO): mRNA binding
Source: RefSeq, a predicted model, not a curated record
GCGGGGCCGGCCCGCGGCCAGGAAAAGCUGGCAGGCUGACAGGCGACCUCAGGACGGACUCUCUGGCUACUGACCGUUUUGCUGCAUCCCCAGGACUGUGCAAGCGCGAGACCCACCAUGAGCUCCGUGGCGGUGCUGACCCAAGAGAGCUUCGCUGAGCACCGGAGCGGGCUGGUUCCACAGCAGAUCAAAGUUGCCACUCUGAGCUCGGAAGAGGAGAGCGACCCUCCGACCUACAAGGAUGCCUUCCCCCCGCUCCCCGAGAAAGCGGCCUGCCUGGAGAGCGCCCAGGAGCCUGCUGGCGCCUGGGGCAACAAGAUCCGGCCCAUCAAGGCCUCUGUCAUCACUCAGGUGUUCCACGUGCCCCUGGAGGAGCGCAAGUACAAGGACAUGAACCAGUUCGGGGAGGGCGAGCAGGCAAAGAUCUGCCUGGAGAUCAUGCAGCGCACGGGCGCUCACCUGGAGCUGUCGCUCGCCAAGGACCAGGGCCUGUCCAUCAUGGUCUCCGGGAAGCUGGACGCUGUCAUGAAGGCCCGGAAGGACAUCGUGGCUCGGCUGCAGACCCAGGCCUCCGCCACGGUGGCCAUCCCCAAGGAGCACCACCGCUUCGUCAUCGGCAAGAAUGGGGAGAAGCUGCAGGACCUGGAACUGAAAACUGCCACCAAGAUCCAGAUCCCGCGCCCGGACGACGCCAGCAACCAGAUCAGAAUCACCGGCACCAAGGAAGGCAUCGAGAAGGCGCGCCACGAGGUCCUGCUCAUCUCCGCUGAGCAGGACAAGCGCGCAGUGGAGCGGCUGGAGGUGGAGAAGGCCUUCCACCCCUUCAUUGCCGGCCCGUACAACCGGCUGGUGGGCGAGAUCAUGCAGGAGACCGGCACGCGCAUCAACAUCCCCCCGCCCAGUGUCAGCCGCUCCGAGAUCGUCUUCACUGGGGAGAAGGAGCAGCUGGCCCAGGCCGUGGCGCGCAUCAAGAAGAUUUACGAGGAGAAGAAAAAGAAGACCACGACCAUUGCGGUGGAGGUGAAGAAGUCCCAGCACAAGUACGUCAUCGGGCCCAAGGGCAACUCCCUGCAAGAGAUCCUGGAGCGGACGGGCGUCUCCGUGGAGAUCCCGCCCUCAGACAGCGCCUCCGAGACUGUGAUCCUGCGGGGCGAACCCGAGAAGCUGGGGCAGGCGCUGACCGAGGUCUACGCCAAGGCCAACAGCUUCACGGUGUCCUCCGUCUCGGCCCCUUCCUGGCUGCACCGCUUCAUCAUUGGCAAGAAAGGGCAGAACCUGGCCAAGAUCACUCAGCAGAUGCCAAAGGUACACGUCGAAUUCACAGAGGGCGAGGACCGGAUCACUCUGGAGGGCCCCACGGAGGAUGUCGGUGUGGCCCAGGAGCAGAUCGAGGCCAUGGUCAGAGAUCUGGUCAGCCGCAUGGACUACGUGGAGAUCAACAUCGACCACAAGUUCCACCGGCACCUCAUUGGGAAGAGCGGCGCCAACAUCAACAGGAUCAAGGACCAGUACAAGGUGUCCGUGCGCAUCCCGCCCGACAGCGAGAAGAGCAGCCUGGUGCGCAUCGAGGGCGACCCGCAGGGUGUGCAGCAAGCCAAGCAAGAGCUGCUGGAGCUUGCCUCCCGCAUGGAGAACGAGCGCACCAAAGACUUGGUCAUCGAGCAGCGCUUCCACCGCACUAUCAUCGGGCAGAAGGGCGAGCGGAUCCGCGAGAUCCGGGACAAGUUCCCAGAGGUCAUCAUCAACUUCCCAGACCCGGCGCAGAAGAGUGACAUCGUGCAGCUCAGGGGGCCCAAGAACGAGGUGGAGAAGUGCACGAAGUACAUGCACAAGAUGGUGGCCGACUUGGUGGAGAACAGCUACUCCAUUUCCGUCCCGAUCUUCAAGCAGUUUCACAAGAACAUCAUUGGGAAGGGGGGCGCAAACAUCAAAAAGAUCCGGGAAGAAAGCAACACCAAGAUCGACCUGCCGGCGGAGAACAGCAACUCCGAGACCAUCGUCAUCACGGGCAAGCGCGCCAACUGCGAGGCCGCCCGCAGCCGCAUCCUGUCCAUCCAGAAAGACCUGGCCAACAUCGCCGAGGUGGAGGUGUCCAUCCCUGCGCGGCUGCACAACUCGCUCAUCGGCACCAAGGGCCGCCUGGUCCGCGCCAUCAUGGAGGAGUGCGGCGGCGUCCACAUCCACUUCCCCGUGGAGGGCUCCGGCAGCGACGCUGUGGUCAUCAGGGGCCCGUCCGCGGACGUGGAGAAGGCCCGGAAGCAGCUGCUGCACCUGGCGGAGGAGAAGCAAACCAAGAGUUUCACCGUCGACAUCCGAGCCAAGCCCGAGUACCACAAGUUCCUCAUCGGCAAGGGGGGCGGCACGAUCCGCAAGGUGCGGGACAGCACCGGGGCCCGUGUCAUCUUCCCAAGCGCCGAGGACAAGGAGCAGGACCUGAUCACUGUCGUGGGGAAAGAGGAGGCCGUGCGUGAGGCCCAGCGGGAGCUGGAGGCCCUGAUCCAGAGCCUGGACAACGUGGUCGAGGACUGCAUGCUCGUGGACCCCAAGCACCACCGCCACUUCGUCAUCCGGAGGGGCCAGGUCCUGCGGGAGAUCGCGGACGAGUAUGGGGGCGUGAUGGUGAGCUUCCCGCGCUCCGGCACGCAGAGCGACAAGGUCACCCUCAAGGGCGCCAAGGACUGCGUGGAGGCCGCCAAGAAGCGCAUUCAGGAGAUCAUCGAGGACCUGGAAGCCCAGGUGACCAUCGAGUGCGCCAUCCCGCAGAAGUUCCACCGUUCGGUCAUGGGCCCUAAAGGCUCCCGGAUCCAGCAGAUAACGCGCGACUUCAACGUGCAGAUCAAGUUCCCAGACAGGGAGGAGAACCCAGCGCCCAGCGCAGAGCCGGCCGUGCAGGAGAACGGGGACGACGCCGGGGAGGGCAGGGAGGCCAGGGAGGCAGAGCCCGGCUCCCCGCGGAGGCGCGACAUCGUCACCAUCUCCGGCCGCAGGGAGAAGUGUGAGGCCGCCAAGGAGGCCCUCGAGGCGCUGGUCCCCGUCACCAUCGAGGUGGAGGUACCCUUUGACCUCCACCGGUACGUCAUCGGGCAGAAGGGGAGCGGCAUCCGCAAGAUGAUGGACGAGUUCGAGGUCAGCAUCCACGUGCCGGCGCCCGAGCUGCAGUCCGACGUCAUCGCCGUCACCGGCCUGGCCGCGCACCUGGACCGGGCCAAGGCCGGCCUCCUGGAGCGGGUGAAGGAGCUGCAGGCUGAGCAGGAGGACCGGGCUCUGAGGAGCUUCAAGCUGAGCGUCACCGUCGACCCCAAGUACCACCCCAAGAUCAUCGGGAGGAAGGCCGUGAUCACCCAGAUCCGCCUGGAGCAUGAUGUCAGCAUCCAGUUUCCCGACAAGGACGACGCCACCCAGCCCCAGGACCAGAUCACCAUCACCGGCUACGAGAAGAACACGGAGGCCGCCCGGGACGCCAUCCUGAGGAUCGUGGGCGAACUCGAGCAGAUGGUCUCGGAGGACGUCCCGCUGGACCACCGUGUCCACGCCCGCAUUAUCGGUGCCCGAGGCAAAGCCAUCCGCAAGAUCAUGGAUGAGUUCAAGGUGGACAUCCGCUUCCCCCAGAGCGGGGCCCCAGACCCCAACUGCGUCACGGUGACGGGGCUCCCGGGGAACGUGGAGGAGGCCAUCGACCACAUCCUCAACCUGGAGGAGGAAUAUCUGGCCGACGUGGUGGACAGCGAGGCGCUGCAGGUGUACAUGAAGCCGCCUGCCCACGAGGAGUCCAAGGCGCCCUCCCGGGGCUUCGUGGUGCGGGACGCACCUUGGACGGCCCACGGCAGUGACAAGGCCCCUGACAUGAGCAGCUCUGAGGAGUUUCCCAGCUUUGGGGCGCAGGUGGCCCCCAAGACCCUCCCCUGGGGCCCCAAACGAUAAUGAUCAAAAGCCGGCGCCGCCAGCCGCUGAGCAAACUGCCCUGUGCGGUUUUUCUCGACCUGACCAGCGGCUGGACACUCUGCACCGCCGACGCCCCUCCCCGAGGUCUCACAGCGAAGCCGGCAGCGCCGUGGCAGGUCCGGCCCAGCCCCUGCUCGGCCUGACGCCCGCCAGGCCGCCACUGUGGUCAGCCCCCCGGAGCUCGGGCGCAGGGUCAGGCCCAGCCCGGCCAGCAUGUCCAGCAGGCGGCCCCCUCGGCAGGCCUGGUCGGCUUCCUGUGUCACGACCUCAGGAAAUAAACUUCCUUGACUUUAUAAAAGCCAGACGUCUCCCCAUUCUUGC